CCCAGCGAACGCGCUCGUCCGAAGCCCGAGUCACCCGAACCAGCACACACGACCUCAGUGUAAAGUCGCCAUUUUCUCUGAAUACGGACGUAGUGUUGAUGUUAAACUGGUGUUAUUUUUGUCCAAAUAAGCGUGGGCUCCUUUACCUUUAUGUUCGGGUUGUCCACAAAUGGCUUGCUUGAAUACGUUGAAGCAAGAAAUCAAAACCUUAGAGUCUGUUUUCCCUAAGAACCAUGAAAGGUUUCAGAUAGUGUCAGCCAGUGUCGACGAGUUGAACUGUAGAUUCAUUGGAAAAAAUGGCAAGAAAUACGAAAUUCAUGCUAAUAUAACGGAAAACUAUCCUUCCACACCUCCUGUAUGGUUUGCCGAUUCGGAAGAAACGAGUGUUACAAAUGCUGUGCAGAUUCUGAGCAACACCACUGGAAGGGAUAACCAUGUUAUUAAUCAAGUUGGCAUCCUUUUGAGGGAACUGUGCCGUUUACACAGCUUACCAGAGCUAUCAGAUGUAGAUAGGUUGGUUAUACCUGUGCCCCAUAGCAAUCACACAAAUAGUGGGGCUUCACCUGCUGCGAAACCUGCCGAAAGUAUUGAAAGAGACUGUGAUGAUGAUGAGGAGGAAGAGGAAGAAAAUGAAAAUGACGAGCUUGAAGAUGAACACUUUGAAAUGGAGGAAGCUGAAAUAGUACAGAAAAACAAGGCGGACGAUAUGGACAUAGCAAAUUUAGCACACUUGGAACGACUAAGAAACAACCAGCGGCAAGAUUACUUAAAAGGGUCAGUGUCAGGGUCCCUUCAAGCCACUGAUCGUUUAAUGAAAGAACUACGGGAUAUAUAUCGUUCCGACACAUUCAAGAAAGGCAUGUACAAUAUUGAAUUGGUUGGAGACAGUUUGUAUGAGUGGAACAUCAGGCUGAUGAGUGUGGAUCCUGACUCACCUCUUCACAACGACUUGGUGCUUCUUAAAGAAAAAGAGGGAAAAGACUCCAUUCUUCUCAACAUGCUUUUUAAGGAAUCCUACCCCUUUGAACCUCCAUUUGUCCGUGUGGUUCAUCCUGUUAUUAGUGGUGGAUAUGUUUUGGUUGGUGGUGCUAUCUGCAUGGAACUCUUGACCAAACAGGGCUGGAGCUCGGCUUAUACUGUAGAAGCUGUUAUUAUGCAAAUAGCUGCAACUCUUGUUAAAGGCAAAGCUCGUAUCCAAUUUACAUUACCCAAGAGCCAAUACAGCCUGGCCAAAGCACAACAGUCUUUCAAGUCCUUAGUUCAGAUUCAUGAGAAAAAUGGCUGGUUUACUCCACCCAAGGAAGAUGGCUAAUUUAAUGUGACAGCGAUUGGCUCACCAGUUGCAGAUAAAGACUGACGGUCAUUUCAAGCAUCCGCAUAAUAGAAGGUUAUGGAGACAGCUGAUCAUUUCCACUGCCCACUUAUGCAAAAAGCUACAUGUGCAUUGAUGAAGGUUUACCCCUACUUGUUUUAACUCAGAAUUAAAUUCCUAUUUUUGUAAGCUGCUUUUGUAAUGUAUCAAUUGGGAGUCUAUGUUCUUUAUUUUAAACACUAGCACUAAUCUUUUUGGCUCAAUAUUUUGAAGUUGCAUUGUGUCAUUUGCCUUGUAAUGUAAAUGGACAGCAGUAGUUAUGUGCUUAGUGUUGUGGUUUCUGCAGAUUAAAUUAACUUGGGUCAAGUGGUUAUGAUCAGUCACGUCCUUCAUACCAUGUCUACAGCAAGAAAUCACCACUCUUCAGUGCAGCUCAGUAUGAUGUGACUAACGGAGAAGAAGACAAGUCAUUGAAUCUGGACACUAAUUUAGAGUGAAGUUUUGAUGAAUUCUUUUUUCUCCAAUAGCUCUCUGCGAACAUUGUGAUAUUGCUGUGGCCUGUGCGGCAUAUUGUGUGAUUGCUGUAAAAAGUACAAUAGUUACCAUAGGUUCUACAUGUUGGAAUCGAAUCAUCUGCUUACUUCUGGGUGGCAAAAUUUCGAGCAGAGUGGACCUCCCUUUCUCACAUAGUCACAGGAGAUACGUUGUUGCUUCCAUUCCGUGGUGGUGCCACAUGUGAAUCUUCGGAACUACUCCCAUGAUAAAAUUUGAAGUUGUGUGAGGGUAGAAGUGUGAUCAGUUAAUUAUAUUUAGGUUUUCAUGUGUAAAUUCUCUUGCUUUCUGUUGUCUUAUGUGUAUUUUAAUUAAUUUUUCAAGCUAUUUAGGGGAUCUUGUCAAAUUGUGCAAGUUUUCCUCUAGUGGCUCCAAUUUACUGACUUGACUUAUGUUAAGAACGCUCUGACCACCUGUUUGUACAUAUGUUUUGUAUUUUGUGUGGAGGGAAGAGACGUGUAUGGAGUUAUGUAAUUUAUCGCUAUGGGCUCCUUUCUUCCUUUCGCCAUUCUUACCCUGCCAGUUGCCCGUGAGUUAUUGGCUUUUUUCUGCAAUUUGUUUAUGCAUUGUUUUAAUUCCAUCAUUUUACGAAUAUAUAUAUAUUAAAAACAAAGUUUAGCACAUAUUGUAUAUUGUUUUAAGUAAUACAUCCAGUUUAUGUUGCUUUCGUUACACCAACUUGAGCCGCUGCACUAUAAACUGGCAAUGAAUAUUAAAACACAAAAAAAUUCUAGUAAAUGUUAGCCACCCUCUUGUGUGUUUCAUUGAAGGUUUAGUGGUAUCUGCCAGAUGAAUAAAUUUCCAAUUUGUUGA
Messenger RNA from Thrips palmi, 2677 nucleotides. RefSeq names its product ubiquitin-conjugating enzyme E2 Q2. The transcript has 8 exons. Gene Ontology annotation, molecular function: ubiquitin conjugating enzyme activity. NCBI's taxonomy places the organism in Eukaryota, Metazoa, Arthropoda, Insecta, Thysanoptera, Thripidae. Gene Ontology annotation, biological process: protein polyubiquitination. The record is from RefSeq and is a predicted model, not a curated record. Gene Ontology annotation, cellular component: nucleus. Bases 170 to 1312 code for a protein of 380 amino acids.